UUUGUUUCAAUUUUCACGUUUUUCUGCUUUUCCAUCUUUAAUGUUUGACAAAUUUAUUGAUAAUCUCAAAUGGUCACAAUGAAUGGAUAGUUGUUUCAUCAUUGCCAUGUGAUACAUUCAAGUCAACUCCAAACCAUUUUAUCCAAACGAAAAGUGACAAUUUUCCAGUGAAAGAAAUCAUCGAAAUGUCCAGUUCUCUGGUUAAUAGUUCACAAGACGAUUCAAAUGAGCUUUCGUCCAUUUCAAUAUCUUCCCGUAAUCGACGCAAACAAGCUCAACCUCGUUCAUUCAAACAGGAUCUAUCCCAAGGAAUCACGGCCAAAGACACACUUGACAUUUACACAACCAUCGAUGAAAACAAUAUCGACCAAGAAUCCCGAAAAAAGGUUGACUUGAAAGACUAUGAAAGUGAAUCAGGAUUAAGUGAAUCAAGUUCAAUGGAAAGUCUAAAUUCGGAGGAAUUUGAAUCCAGUUGCAAUUCAGAUGAUAUUCAACUUGCAUGUUCAAUUGGUGAAUCAAGCCAUCAAUGUCAAUAUUGUGACAAAGCAUUUCCAAGAUUAUCAUAUCUUAAAAGGCAUGAACAGAAUCAUUCGGAAUUAAUGCCUUUUAUAUGCAAUUAUUGCCAGCGGACAUUUAAACAUAAACGAAGUCGAGAUCGCCAUGUUAAAAUUCACACAGGUGAUCGCCGUUAUAAAUGUAACCAUUGUGAUUCAGCUUUUGCUCGUAGUGAUCAUCUUAAAACUCACAUGAAAACACAUGAUGAUAUGAAACCUCACCGUUGUUAUCCUUGUAAUAGAGGAUUUUCAUCGUCUGCUGCUUUAACAUCACACAUUCAAACUCACAAACAGACGACUGUAAAAGUACAGUCAACUGAUAUGGUUGAGUAUAACAAUAGUGGUGAAAAUAAAAAACAUGAAGACAUUUCUACAAGUAAUUCAAUUGUUCAACCAGAUGAACGGUCGGAUAAUUUGGAUAGCAGUAAUUUGCAAAAUCGCCAUGUUAAUUUGAAUAAUGAUCAACAACAGCAACAAGUAACCUGUGGUUUAUGUGGAAACAAGUGUACCUCACUUGAUACUCAUAUAAGAGAAAGUCAUCUUCAUCAUCUUCUUUUUGCUGGUUUACUUCAAAACUCUUUCUAUGGUGCAUCCAUUGCUAAUUGGCAACAAUUAAUGCCAAGUCCAACUACACCGGGAUUAGUUGCUGCUGCAGCAGCUGCUGUUGCUGCAUCUUCUUCAUCUUCAUCGUCAACAUCAUCUUCAUCACCCACAACCAACACUUGCAACAAUCUCAAUCAAAAUCACCAGUUUAAUGAGAAUCUCAAGAAUGGACAAUAUUUAGUCCAACAAUCAAAAUCAAAAUCAUUCCCACCCAAAGCAAGUUCAUCUUCACCUAAUCACAAUUGUGAUUCAAAAGUAAAUAGUUCACCUUAUUGUUCAUCAAAUGAUUCAAAUAUCCCUUUCUUGUGUAAUCAAUGUUCACCUUCACCAUCAUUUCCCGAUUUCGAGUCAUUCCGUGUUCACCUAAAAUCACAUCUUCUCGCCUCAUCUUCAUCUUCAUCUUCAUCAUCCUUAUCAUCCUUAUCCCCUGGAUCUCUACCAACCAAUUUAGAUCUACUCAAUCCCAUUCUGGGUCCAUCCAUGAUUCAUGGUCAUCAUAAUUUACCUCGCCAUCAACAACGUUCUUGUCCAUAUUGUGAAACAAUUGUUACCUCUGACUUGGAGAACCACAUAAUCAGUUCACAUUUAGCUUCAACAGUAUCCUCAUUCACCUGUGAAUCUUGUAAAAAAGUAUUUACUAAAUCAGAUGAUCUAACGAAACACCUAAUGGACUAUCAUUCCCAUCAUCUGUAUCAAUGUUCAAUUUGUCGUGAAAUGUUUGAUACUGAUGUCACUUUACAAGUUCACUUUGCAGUUAAACAUUCAAACCAAUGUAAAGUAUUUAAAUGUUCAAUUUGUAAUGAACUUUGGCCAAAUGAAAAAGAUUUCAAAGUUCACCUUAAAGUCGCUCAUUUCUCAACCCCAAGUCUAGUCAACCACCACAACCUUGCUCAUCAACACCAACACCAACAUCAAACCACUAAUGGUGUUCAUCCAUACUCACCAAGUGCCUAUCGUCAUUUACCUUCAUCUUUGGUAACCUCAACGAGUAACUCAAACAAUGGCAAUAACACCAAUCCUCAUCACAAUUUAACAGUUAACAGUUUAACUGCAGCAGCGGCAGCAUUCCAACUAUUUGGUCCAAAAGCGUACUUCAAGUGUCAAUUUUGUUCAGAUGAAUUCCAUAUUGAAUAUCUAUUGGAGAAACACAUUGAAUUUGUUCAUGGAUCACAGAUAUCAUCGCAUUCAUUACCUUACAACCAAAUGAAAAGAUCAAGCCCUAAGAUAGUCUCACCUCGUCUAAACGAAUCUAAAAAGCGUAAAUCAGAUUCAACUAAUGGAAACGAUGACAUAAAUGUCGAUGACGAUGACAUUGACGACGAGAAAGAUGUUGAUGAAGAUAUUGUUGAUACAAGUAAUGAUCACAAGGAUAUUGAAACCAUCAAUGAUAAAGAAAGCUCAUCUUCCCCAACAAAACUGCGAAUCAUUGAAUCACCUAAACCUUCAACACCUUCAACAUCCGAAACCUUAACAGCAACAACAGUAACAUCAUCAUCAUCUCCACCAGUGACAGUUGCAUCUUCAUCAAUCCUUGCAAAAACUGGUAAGAGCCCAAUGAAAUGUGUUAAAGUAACUGGAAAUGGCAAAGGUCCAGCAACGAAAUGCAACAUUUGCGAUGAAAUUUGUGGCUCAAUAAGUGAUCUCGUUGAACAUAAAUUGAAACGUCACAAUGUUUUUGGUAAAUCAAGUUCUCCCCUGUCAAGGUGCCUUCAAUGCUUUGAGACAAUUAAAAGUGAAAACGAUUUCAUCAACCAUUUAAUUGACCAUUGCAACAACAAAUCAUCACCAGUCUCAUCUACAUCAUCAAAAUUGACUUAUAGUUCAAUUCAACCAUCCAAACCAUUGAAAACAAUGGAUGAUUUAAUACGAAAUGGUUUAACUAAAUUUCCAAUCUCAUGUAUUGUCUGUAAGCAAACAUUACUUCGUCCAUUAGAGGUAGCAAUUCAUGCUAAAUAUCAUUGCUCAUCGUCAUCAGUAUCAACAAUAACAUCAUCGGUUGCACCAUCAAAAGAAACGAUGAAACCAGCAAUUAAAGUGAAGUCACAGAUGAUUGGUAAACAAGAAGUCUUUGCAUCUAAAAACGAGCCAUUUGACGAGUUGAUCAAUUGUUCAUUGAAUAAUCACCUUGAAUCGCCAAAGAGUAAAGUUGAUGUUGAAAGAGAAGCAAAAAAUGAAUCAAUUGAAGAGGAACCAUUGUCUUUAAUCACAGUCAAUCAAGACGAUAAUGAUGAAAGGAGGACAAAAACAUCUUCACCUAACACACACCAAUGCAUUAAAUGCCAACAAUCCUUUCCAACCAAAUCAGAGAUUCAAUCUCAUAUAAUAGCUCACAUUAACCAGGAAAGUAACACGAUUAAGUGUCAAUUGUGUGGAGAUAAAAAGGAUUCUCCGGCUAAAUUACAGGUUCACCUGAUUAAACAUGAUUGUAAGGAUAAUCAAUUCGAUUGCUCCAUUUGUCUAAUUAACCAACAGAGUCCAGUUAAUUUACAGAUUCACAUGUUUUCACAGCACUUCAAUCAAAAGCAAUUCAAUUGUUCUCACUGUUCACAAAGAUUCUGGUUUGCCUCUGAGCUGGAAAACCAUGAAAUGGUCGAGCAUUGUAAUGAUAGUCAAACAAGUCCUGUCAGUCCAACAGGUGAUGAAGGUCAAAUUGAAAAACAGGAUCACAAUGAGAACGGAAUUAAAUUGAAUGAUAUUGAUUCAGGAAUUAGUCACCAAUCGGAUGGCAACUUCAUCACCUUCAAGCCAUAAGAAAAAUUCAAUAAAGGUUCAGUGUAAAAAAAUAAAGUUUGUAACUUGUAUGAAGUUUAACAUGUAAUUAAAAAUCAUUAAAAUAAAUUAUUCCAUAAUUUGAAUAUUGAGCAACAAAUAAAGACAAAAAUCCA
This is a messenger RNA of Tetranychus urticae (two-spotted spider mite), 4042 nucleotides long. RefSeq lists its product as uncharacterized. The record is from RefSeq and is a predicted model, not a curated record. Lineage: Eukaryota; Metazoa; Arthropoda; Arachnida; Trombidiformes; Tetranychidae.